Petromyzon marinus (sea lamprey) is the source of this 2296-nucleotide messenger RNA. RefSeq lists its product as uncharacterized. Gene Ontology annotation, biological process: regulation of transcription by RNA polymerase II. Gene Ontology annotation, molecular function: DNA-binding transcription factor activity, RNA polymerase II-specific. The record is from RefSeq and is a predicted model, not a curated record. Gene Ontology annotation, cellular component: nucleus. NCBI's taxonomy places the organism in Eukaryota, Metazoa, Chordata, Hyperoartia, Petromyzontiformes, Petromyzontidae.
UUUAAUCAGUUGCCGCCGCUCAGUGGGGGGGGGGGCGGGGAAGAGGUGUCUCGCUACCGACGUCAUGUCAUCUCCCCGCCGCGCGAUUUAAUCGUUACGUCACGAUAUACCAGGACGUUACCGCUCUGCUCGCCUCUCACUGAGAUCCGAGGAGGAGACGAAAUCGAUUUGGUGGUGGAUUUACUGGUAAAGCCCUUUUCGAGAAGGACCUUUCAAGAAAAGCUGGAAUGUGUGAGGAAGGGUCAACCAAUCCCGCAGCUAGCAGCCCUGUCCCAGCCAGAGAAAGGAUUUGUGCGGCACUUUCAAUCGACCAACAACGAAAGAAUUGGUCUAAUGGAGCAAAGGCACUCAAAGUUGAGUAAAAAAAUACACCAGUGCGACCAGUGUCCUUACACCACGGAUCAAACUGGAAACUUGAAGCAACACCAGAGAAGACACACAGGAGAGAAACCUUUUAAGUGCACUGCGUGUGAGAAAGCAUUUGCAUACUUAUCAGUUUUUCAAAACCACCAGAGAACACAUACAGGAGAGAAACCCUUCAAGUGCACUCUGUGCGGGAAGGCAUUUGCACAGUUAUCACACCUUCAAAACCACCAUAAAACACACACGGGUGACAAGCCAUUCAAGUGCACUGUGUGCAGGAAGACAUUUGCUCAUUUACCAACUCUUCAGACCCACCAGAGAACUCACACAGGUGAGAAACCAUUCAAAUGUACUGUGUGUGAGAAGGCAUUUGGGCAGCCAUCACAUCUUCAGAGCCACCGGAGAACACACACAGGAGAGAAACCCUUCAAGUGCACUGUGUGCGGGAAGGCAUUUGCACAGUUAUCACACCUUAAAAACCACCAUAAAACACACAUAGGUGACAAGCCAUUCAAGUGCACUGUAUGCAGGAAGACAUUUGCUCAUUUACCAACUCUUCAGAACCACCAGAUAACUCACACGGGCGAGAAAUCAUUCAAGUGUACUGUGUGUGAGAAGGGUUUUCAACAGUUAUCACAUCGAAACAGGCAUCAAAAGAUGCACAAGGAAAUGAAUGUGAAAUCGGCUUGUGAAAGUCAAAGUGCUGCAAUGAGCCCAUCCCUCAUGAAAAAAGAACCAGAAGAAAAACCCAGUUUAAACGCUUUGAAAGGAAUCAAGGUGACAUAUAAAGAGGUGAAGGUGAAAUGUGACGUGAUGGUGAAGAGCGAAGUAGUGACGGUGAAAUGUGAAGAUGAAGAUUCAACUCCAAUAUCGGACCCUCGCAUUGAUGGAGACAAUGUAAAGCAGGAGAAGAAUUCUGACUCGGAGGCAGAUCGAGACAACUCCCAGCAGUUUGUGGAUGUGGAGGUGUGGGUGGACUUCGUAGACAAUACAGAGUCACAUGGAGUCUCAGUAGAAGUGUAAGCUUGAAACGAUGAAGCUCUAUUGCUUUUGUUCCAGGCCGUUGUUGUAUUCUAACCUAUAAAAGGCAUUUUUGUCUGUCUGUCUGCCCCUCUGUCUGCGUACGCUCGCUUGCGGGGGAUUUGGCUCUCGGACCGUGGGGUUGACGCCGAAAAAAAAUUGCUGGGCGGUACGCCCCGAGCCCCGCAGUGGAAAUAGGCUAUUCCGUUUUCCCAUCCCUAAACUUUAAAGUAGUUGAAAUUGCGUUUUUGUGCAAUAUCUCUAUUUAUUUAUUUACUUUUGCCGCUCAAGCUGCCGGGGGUUGCCCCUGGCAACGCACGCGCGUCAUUGCUGGAGGGUAGGGGGAUUUCUCCUUCGCGUUCAAAAUGCCAAAAAAAUACACGCAACACUGAGGUAAAUUCAUCAAAGUGUCACGUCCUCUUCCCCCCCACCCCAAUGUGUGCACUUACUACUAUAGCGUCGGUAGAUACUAAAAUUAUCGUGUUUAGACAGGAUUAUUGUAGCGUGGGGGGGAGGUGGUUAGCGGCCCAGCCCCCAGCCUCGGCCGGCUGGGCAAUCUAGGCGAGACCGGGGGCUCUGCGCGGGACUAGGCCUCAUCACGGCCUCUCUGCCAGGUGAGUACUUUGUGCUAUAGAGUCGAUAUAUAAUGCUACUAGCGGCAAAUACCCAGCGUUGCCCGGGGGAAAAUAUAUUUAAAAACUUCUAAAAACUUACAAACAUAACAUACAAAUUAAAAGAAAACUCAUUAAAAAAAAUUAAAAACCUAGCGCACCACUAAUCGAUUAUUAAAAUCGCGCAAAGGAAUCGAAGGUUGUAGAUUACUUUAGAAUCGUCUUGAAGCGACGACACGCAAUGGAAACAUCCUAGAUAAACGAGCAAAUCUUAAAAAAAGUAUUACAAUGUGUGCUCAAAU